UCAGUCUCCCCCUACUCCAGCUCUCGGUAUUCCGCUCCGACAUGAUACUGGAAGUAGAAUCAAAGUCGCCGGAGCUUAAAUUUGCAGGCGGAAUUGUCAGUAAGUUGGAUUUGUUGCUCUCAGAAGCUGACGAUGAGAGCGAGUUUUCUGAUGGGUUCUUGAUCGAGGAGGAGAAGGUGGAGGAGAUAAUGAGGGAGCUGUACAAAGAGAUAACGUCAUGUCCUUGCGCCAGCCCGACACCUGCGGCUAAUUUGCCAUCUUCGACGUCGUCGGUAUCUUCAACGUCGUCGUUAAUCCCUUUUUCCUCGCAGCCGUUUUUCGCAGUCUGCGACGUGACUGACGUCAAGAGCGACAGCUGCGGGCCGUCCUUGUCGGACUCCGCUUCCACCGUGAUGGCCGGAGUUGAGUUCGUGGGGCCCACCUUCAAGAAUGUGGCCUUGCCGGAGAUACGGAGUGGAUCGCCGGUGGAGAACGAGAUGUGGAUGGAGGGUGGAGGAAUUGACGACGGAGUUGGCGGGGUCGGAAUGGACGGCCGCGAUGGAGAGGUUGUGGAUGAUCAGUGGCUGGCGAGAGUUCUGGGGUGGGACCCAUUAGAGAUCGAUUAGUGGGACCUGAUAUUCCUUCUUCGGUUCCGUACAAAUUGUGGCCGUAUGUAGGGCAGGUUUUAGGGAAAUUGUACCCGGCCUUCUGUCAAUGAUUAAAAGUAGUGCAAAUAG
Rubroshorea leprosula is the source of this 716-nucleotide messenger RNA. The record is from the annotation of a GenBank genome assembly. Lineage: Eukaryota; Viridiplantae; Streptophyta; Magnoliopsida; Malvales; Dipterocarpaceae.